Messenger RNA from Peronospora matthiolae, 1104 nucleotides. The record is from the annotation of a GenBank genome assembly. NCBI's taxonomy places the organism in Eukaryota, Oomycota, Peronosporomycetes, Peronosporales, Peronosporaceae.
AUGAUCCUCUCGAUGCGUCAAAUGCGACCGGCCGUCACGUCCAUGGCACGGUCUGUUGCCCGCAGUAAUCCUCGGAUAGCCCAGACGGAUUGCUCCCUGCGUUUCGAGCAUGCAGCCGCUAGGCGACUUAUACCUACGCAAUUUUGCAAUGGACGUUCGUUCUCCUCUUCGCCGGUGGUCGGGCUGGCGACUGACGACCGAGUUGUCGAAGGUUCACCUGUGGAAGGAGCAGAACAGGCGCUGGACGCUGCCGCUUCGGCGGUCGAUUAUGCAUCAGUGUCGGACCUUGGCUACGGUUUGUCUGACAUUGCGAUUCGCUCGCUCGAUCUGAUUCACUCUACGACGGGACUUCCGUGGUGGGCAACCAUCAUUGCGACGACCGUUGCCGUCCGUACGGUCUUCUUUCCGAUUACAGUCGUAUCGAUGAGAAAUGCAGCCAAGAUGAAACUGUUCCAGCCUGACAUGGAGAAGCUGCGCAAUGAGAUGGACGCCAAUCCGGAUCGAGAUCCUGAGUCUAUCAAGGAGUUCCAGAAGAAGUACAAAGCGUUGAUGAAGAAGCACGACGUGAACCCGCUCAAGAGCAUGCUCACGCCUUUGGCUCAGAUACCAGUCUUCAUCGGAUUCUUCUGGGGUCUGCAGGACAUCUCCAAGUACUUUCCGGAGUAUGCACACGAAGGAAUUGGCUGGGUGAAGGAUCUUUCCGUCGCGGACCCGACGACAGCGCUUCCUGUAAUUUCGUCUGCUCUAUUGGUCGCGUCUGUGGAACUUGGUGGCGACGCUAUGACUGGCGAAAUGAAAGAUAAGAUGAAAUUCGGCAUGCGCUGCUUUGCGGUCCUGAUGGUCCCACUUACCAUGAACUUCCAGUCGGGCAUCUUCGUAUACUGGGUGACAUCGAAUAUGUACACGCUGACGCAAACGGCUUUAUUGCGGCUAAACUUUGUCAAGCGUGUGUUCAAUAUUCCGGUGACCGAGGUACAACGCUUGGAAACAUCCAGCGUAACGAUGACGUCGCCCUUUGAAGCUGCAGUGGCUCGUGCGAAGGAAGGCACGAUUGUCAAGACGCACAUGUACAAACCGACCAAGCCGUCUAAGAAGAAACAAUGA